AUGACACAAAGCUUCAAGGGACUGGUGAUGUGGACCACUGUGGGGCUGGUGCUCUGGCUCUGUUUCUCUCCAGCCAUGACGAUGCCCGAUCCCCAAGGAUACCCACCUUUGCCUCUGCCUCCUGCCAACAUGACCCGAAUGACACGCUCUUUUGACAUGAUGGGGAGCCCACCCCCUCAGACAGAACCUGACAUGUCGUACUGCCAGAUGCUGCUGGAGGCGCCGGUACCGCCGCCCAUUGAGAGCGUGCCCUGGUUCUGCGUCUGCUCACACUGCAAGGGCACCGUUGGACCCAAGGGAGAGCGAGGGGACAGGGGUCUGCCAGGAAGUCCAGGCAGUCCAGGAAGAAGAGGCUUCACUGGGUUCCGAGGACGACCGGGAUUCAUGGGUCGACCGGGCCUCAAAGGACAGAAAGGUGAUGACGGUGAGAAGGGAGAGCCGGGGCCCAUUGGAUUCACUGGGGCAAAGGGAGGGCGUGGUUAUAAGGGGGACAAGGGGGACCAGGGUAUUGAAGGGCCCCCCGGAGAGCAGGGACCCCAAGGUGAGGCAGGACAGUGCCCAGAGACAUGUGAGAGCAUCCCAGGCCCAGCUGGUGAACCAGGGCUGCCUGGAUCUGUGGGACCAAGAGGACUACCAGGUGUAGCAGGGAUACCAGGAGUGAAGGGGGAGAAGGGUGACACGGGUAGAAUUGGGCCUGUAGGUCCACCAGGGGAAGAUGGGGUGAAGGGCGACCAGGGGCCAGAGGGGGCGUGUAACUGCCAGGAUGGUGCUGAUGGUGUUGAUGGGCAACAGGGGCCACCAGGACCCAAGGGGGACAAGGGAGAGGUGGGUGCUCAGGGUGUGCCGGGGGCAACCGGUGAGAAAGGUGAUCAGGGAGAAGAGGGUAUGAUGGGAAUUCCAGGUCCUUGUUCCCCUGCCAUCCAGUCAGCAUUCUCUGCAGCUCUGGGGUCAAAUUUCCCUCCCCCCAACCUCCCAGUGGCCUUUACACACGUCCUGCACAACAUACAGGGGCAUUACGACCCUAUCACUGGCAUCUACAUGGCCCCUGUCAAUGGUACAUAUGUCUUCAGUUACCACCUCGCUGUCUUUAGCAAGGUGCUCAAAGUGGGACUGUUCCACAAUUUCAUGCCUAUAGUGAAGACUACUGAGACUGGCAACCUGGGCACCGCCUCACAGCAGGUGGUGCUGCACCUGAACAUGUUUGACCGGGUCUGGCUUCAGGUGAGGGAUGGCAACACCAACGGCAUGUAUGCCAGCUCAGAGGCCAGCAGCACCUUCAGCGGCUUCCUGCUCCAACCUGACACCUGCGACAUGCCACUAUUCCGAGACUUCCCUCCACCCAUGAUGAAGGGAGAAUACAACUGGGGUGUGAUGGAGGCACCACCCACCUCAGCACCUUAGCCACACCCAG
Molecule: messenger RNA, 1411 nt
Organism: Megalops cyprinoides (Indo-Pacific tarpon)
Lineage: Eukaryota; Metazoa; Chordata; Actinopteri; Elopiformes; Megalopidae
Product: inner ear-specific collagen
Exons: 5
Coding region: 1-1401 (466 amino acids)
Molecular function (GO): protein binding
Source: RefSeq, a predicted model, not a curated record